AUGCCGCGCACUGCAGAGACCGCCAGCUACCGUCUGAACCAUGUGAUGCUUCGCGUCAAAGACCCCAAGAUCUCCCUAGCCUUCUACCAAGACAUCCUGGGCAUGGACCUGAUCGAUACGCACGAGGCCUCCGACUUCACGCUCUACUUCCUUGCCUAUCAGCACCAGAAGGGCGUCCCGCGUGGUGAACGCGAAGCGGUGCUCGAGCUCACCCACAACCACGGCACGGAGAACGACUCGAGCUUCUCCUACCACAACGGAAACCAGGAACCCAAGGGUUUCGGUCACCUCUGCGUCAGCGUCGACGACAUCGAAAAGGCCUGUGCCAGGUUUGAAGACAAGGGCGUCAAGUUCCAGAAGAAGCUGACGGAUGGAAAGAUGAAGAACAUCGCGUUCAUUUUGGACCCUGACAACUACUGGAUCGAGAUCAUCUCGUUUGCCAAGCCUCAGUAA
Kalmanozyma brasiliensis GHG001 is the source of this 453-nucleotide messenger RNA. RefSeq names its product Glyoxalase/fosfomycin resistance/dioxygenase domain protein. Bases 1 to 453 code for a protein of 150 amino acids. Gene Ontology annotation, molecular function: metal ion binding; lactoylglutathione lyase activity. The transcript has 3 exons. The record is from RefSeq and is a predicted model, not a curated record. NCBI's taxonomy places the organism in Eukaryota, Fungi, Basidiomycota, Ustilaginomycetes, Ustilaginales.